Molecule: messenger RNA, 2216 nt
Organism: Fonticula alba
Lineage: Eukaryota; Rotosphaerida; Fonticulaceae
Exons: 2
Coding region: 10-2034 (674 amino acids)
Source: RefSeq, a predicted model, not a curated record
CCUCCCAGCAUGCCUCCCCGCAAGCGCGCGAUCUCCGCCACGGCGUCCACGCCGGAGACCACCUCCCAGGAGGAGACGCCCACCCGGGCGGCCCCCCCCGCCGCCGGCCGGCGCCGGUCGCGUACCACCCUCAAUGACGAGGCCUCCCAGCCGGAGGAUGCGGCGGAGGAUGCGGCGCCGAAGCGCCAGCGUGCCGACACGCCGGCCAAGCCGCCGGUCGCCAAGAAGGCCGCCGAGACGCCGGAGGCCGAGACAUCGGCCGCCGCCGCCGAGGCCCCGGCCAGUCGGCCGGGCAUUUCCCGACCGGGGAUCGGCAUCCGCCGGCCGGGGGCCGGGUCGGCGCUCUCCCGCUCCACCGCUGGCACCGGCCCCAAGACCCCCCUGGCCGCGGGCAAAGCGCGCGGCGCCCUGUCCCGGGGCUCCACAUCUGCCAAGGCCCCUGCUGCCAGCUCCAAGGCGAAGGCCGCCAUCGCCAGCAAGGCCAAGGCCUCGGCCGGCUCCAAGUCCAAGGCCGCCGCCGGCGGCAAGGCCAAGCCCCGGAAGCGCGGCCGCUCCGACGAGGACGACCCCUCCGACGAUGAGCACGCCGACGACCUGUCGGAUCUCGAUGACGAGGAGGACGAGGAGUCGGAGUCGGACGAGGAGGAAGACGACGAAGACGACGAGGACCACGGCCUUCAUGGGGCCCGGCGGCCGGCGGCCGGCGGGAGCACCAGUCGCCCGGGCGCCCCCUCGCCAGUCAAGCACUCGGUGCCGGACAUCCGCCAGUCCAUGGCGACCACGGUCACGGCGGCCAACAUGCGCCAGCCGAAUGUCUCCUGCUCCGGGCUGGGCCCGGAUGCCAUGGAAUUGCUGAGCUCGGCGGCCUUCGGCAUUCGCCACCCGAAGGCCGUGGAGACGGCCAGCCAUCCCUCGCUUCCCUUCGCGGCCACCCCCUCGGGGAUGCCCUUCUGCCUGGUGGACUGGGUGGCCAGCCCGGUGCCCGGCACUGGUGGCGGCGACGGCGGCGGCGGCGGUGCCAAUGACCGGCUCCCGGGGGCCGAUGCCCGGGGCCGGUGCACCGGCGCCACGUCCGGGUACUUUGCCCAGCACCCGGCGGCCCUGGCGCGCGGCGCGGCCCCCGGGGCCGAUGACGGCCACGGCGAGGCCAUCGACCCCGUCGCCGGGGGCCCGCUCCUGCUGGCGGAUGUCCUGCUGCUGGAUGCCCCCCGGCGCACGGCCAAGGCCAUGAUGGCCCUGCUGGUGGGCACGCGCCCGGUCCAGGCGGCCGCCUGGGUGAUGGCCUCCAUCGAGGCCGGCCAGUGGCUGGGCUUCGAGUGGCGUCACAAUGCCUCGGCGAUCGGGCACCAGCUGCAGCCAUUCACCCUGGACAGCUGGCCCGACUCCACCGGGAAGGCCGUGGCAUUGGGGGAGUCCCGCUGGGCCCGGCCACAGCUGCCCCGGGUCCAUGACCCGCCGCUGCUGGCCUCGCAGCCGGCCCUCUACCUGGCGGAGCCCCGGGCCCGGGCCGACCUGGGCCCGCUCCUGACGCAAGCCGGCUGCCGGGUGCUGGAUGCCCCCUUCGGGUGUGAUUUCCAGCUGAUCCUCGCCAAGAAGGCGGCCGCGAACAGGGCCGCCGCCACGGCCGGCGCUGCCCCGUCGUCGUCGUCGUCGCCACCGCCGCCGUCGCCGCCCCGCGGCGCGGCCCUGGUUUCCGACCUGCCCGGCGUCCGCAUUGACUGGGUGUUUGACUCGAUCAUCCAUGGCCGGGAGCUCCCGAUCGCCGAGUACCUGACCUCGGCCGCCCCGGACACCAAGGCGGCCCCGGCAAAGGCCCCGGCCGCCAAGGCGGCCCCCGCGGCGGGGGGGGGCCGUGGGCGUGGCCGCGCUGGCGCCGCCUCGCCGGCUGCCAGCCAGCAGCAGGAUGACCACGCCCCGGCACUGCCGUCGGCCCCGCCGCCGCACCCUCUCCCGGGGCCGGAGGACCGGACGGUCUCCUUUGACGAGGCGCCGCUCUUUGGGGCGGCCGCCGCGGCGGCCGGCCUGUCCAUCUGAGGCCCCCCCCCCCGCUCCCCGGGCUCCCCGAGCUCUCCCACCCUGCCGGGCAUCGGCGAGGGGGUUGGGGGGAAAGAGAGAGCGCCAAAGAAAGCCCGCCCUGUCCUUGUGUAUCUGCUGCCUGCUUGGUCCCCCCCCCUGUCGGGUGGGGCUUCCCCGACGAAUGUACCCGCCCUUUUCCC